GGGUGGGCCUAGCAGCGGCCUUUGGGACAGGGGUUCCCAACAUGUCCGCGCUGCUGGCGGCGCUCGGCGUGCGUGAGCGGGUGGCGACAACGGCCGGCGGCGGUCAGCACGGGGCGGCCCGUGCCUGAGACUGAGCUAGGUCCACCUUCACCCGGGCCGGGCGCUACAGGGCUGCCUAGGGCCUGGACGCCAGAGAACGCCGGUGUUCGUCCACCGACAGGAAAUACCAAAAUAAAGCAGAUGCUGUGUCCUGUACUCUUAUCUCACAGUUUUGCAAGUCAUUCUGUUACGUGCUUCUUGGCAGCAGGAAUGUAAACUAAUUCUUUCAGCACUGAACUAGAAACUUGACAAGAUUGCAAUUACAGAUUCAAUAUUGCAUAAACAUGGGUGCAUUUUUGGAUAAACCUAAAACUGAAAAACAUAAUGCUCAUGGUGCAGGGAAUGGCUUGCGUUUUGGCCUCAGCAGUAUGCAGGGAUGGAGAGUGGAAAUGGAAGAUGCUCACACAGCUGUUGUAGGUAUUCCCCAUGGCUUAGAGGACUGGUCCUUUUUUGCUGUCUAUGAUGGUCAUGCAGGAUCACGUGUUGCGAAUUAUUGCUCCACGCACUUAUUGGAACACAUCACUAACAAUGAAGACUUUAGGGCAACAGAAAAACCUGGAUCUGCUCUUGAACCUUCAGUGGAAAAUGUCAAGAGUGGAAUCAGAACUGGCUUUUUGAAAAUUGAUGAGUAUAUGCGCAAUUUCUCAGACCUCAGAAACGGGAUGGACAGAAGUGGCUCAACAGCAGUGGGAGUUAUGAUUUCACCUGAGCACAUGUACUUUAUCAACUGUGGUGAUUCACGUGCUGUUCUCUAUAGGAAUGGACAAGUCUGUUUUUCAACACAGGAUCACAAACCUUGUAACCCAAGGGAGAAAGAGCGAAUCCAGAAUGCAGGAGGCAGUGUAAUGAUUCAACGUGUUAAUGGUUCAUUGGCAGUUUCUCGAGCUCUGGGGGACUAUGACUACAAAUGUGUUGAUGGUAAAGGCCCUACAGAACAACUUGUUUCUCCAGAGCCUGAGGUUUGUGAAAUUCUAAGGGCAGAAGAAGAUGAGUUUAUUAUCUUGGCUUGUGACGGAAUCUGGGAUGUAAUGAGCAACGAAGAGCUCUGUGAAUUUGUUAAGUCUAGACUUGAAGUAUCAGAUGACCUGGAAAAAGUGUGCAAUUGGGUAGUGGACACUUGUUUACAUAAGGGGAGUCGUGAUAAUAUGAGUAUCGUACUAGUUUGUUUUUCAAAUGCUCCUAAGGUCUCAGAUGAGGCAGUGAAAAAAGAUGCUGAGUUGGAUAAGUACUUAGAAUCACGGGUUGAAGAAAUAAUGGAAAAAUCGGGUGAAGAAGGAAUGCCUGAUCUUGCUCAUGUUAUUCGUAUUUUAACUGCGGAGAAUAUCCCUAAUCUACCACCAGGAGGUGGUUUAGCUGGCAAGCGUAAUAUUAUUGAAGCUGUGUAUAGUAGGCUGAAUCCACACCGAGAGAAUGAGGGGGGUGCUGGAGAACUAGAAGAUCCGUGGUAGCCUUACAAAUCUACUAAAAUGCUUUUGAUUCUGAAAGGGGGGAAAAUAAGUUUUAAAUCUGAUUUCUUCAAGGGAAAAAUUCUGGUGGAUUUCCAACAUUUUAUGAAAUGGGCAGAAAGAUAAUAGAUUUUUUCCAUCACUUGUUCAUUUUUGUGUUUUCUGAUAUUGCCACUCUUAGCAUUGCCUGUAACUACAGUAUUUUUUACCAGCCUCAGGCAUAGUAUUUAAAAAUCUGUAAUGAACUUUGGCCCUUAAAAAGAAGGAACAAAUCUCCCAGCAGAUGAGUAUGUGUAGCUGAGGUGCACGGGUUAGGAGGUGUACUCUGAAGAUACAUUACGGCUACGUGAAACGUGCAGCACAUGAAUGCGAGAGUGCGCAAAGUAAUUGUUUGAGACGUGACUUAAAUUUCACUUUAUUGAGUUGGAAGGCUUUGCAGCUCUGUGGCUUGGAAGUAAUUUUAAUUGGGCAAUACACUAACAGAUGUGUUUUGGGUUUUUAAUUUUCCAGUUUUACCUGUAUUACCAGACCGUUAGGUUUCCCCGCGGUGCCCAAAUUGUGAUGCGUUGCCUACUGCUUGCUUUAAGAUACAUAGUGUUGGCAAUAAUAUCUGAAGACUCUAGGCAUCUAAAAACAGCAAGGAUUUGACGCAUGUGUACCACACACCCUUAAACUCUCGCUAGGAAAACCUUUUAAAACCAAACUGAUGAAUUUAUAGUUAGUAGUGACUCGCUUCGACAUCUCUCACAGCUGCAGGAUUUUUUUUUUUAAAUGCUGAAAAAUUGCCUUUAUUCUAAUGUAAAUUUUUGUUGUUGUUGUUGUUCGAUGUGGUUUUCUGUAGGUUUUUUGAUUUUUUAAAUUUUUUUUUUUUUUUUGGCUUACAGACAGAAGUUUUGUGUAAUAUGGGUUAUAAUUUUUAAUUGUUUGCAUUAUUUUCAAAGUUCAAAUUAUCGCUUGGAGAUUGCUAUAAAUACACUUAAAAUUAUCUAUUUUAAAUUAAGAAAAUAUUAGAGAUAUUUUCAUGGGUUCAACGACCUUUCAUUUUAUAAGCAAAUGGGCAUGGUACAGAGUGGCUGUCAUGUAAGGUACUUGAAGAUUCUUAGUUUAAUUCUAUUUUUGCAAUAACCUUGACUUUUUUUCUGACUUCUUUGAGUUGUGCAUGUAAUGAGUCCAGUAAAUGCUGAAAACGGGGAAGAGUAAAGUAUUUAUCUAAAAUAAAAGCUAUUGGGGAGGGGAAACAAUGAAUGUAUCCAUCUGUACAUGAUUUACAUGCUGUGGAUGCCUUGUAAACAUUUUCCUAUUUGUUUAAACUGUGUUUCAGCGAGGAUGUAAUUGCCCUUGUGUGUAGUUUUAAGCUAAUGACAGUCAUCAACUGGUUUUAUGUGAAAUGGAAUUCUCAUGGUAUUUUUCUGUAACUUUAUCCCCAUGGUGAGUCUGUAAAACCCACACACUCUUUCAUACUGGUGCUGAAGGCCAGCUCUCCCAAUCAUUUUGAUUCACUGUGUAUCUAAUUUUUUUUGGUCUAGAGAGGUUUAUUGCCACAGUAUAUUUUAUUUAUUCAUUAGACUUUAGCCUUGUAAGUUAAAGUGUUCUAAAUGAUGAUGUUAACAGGUAUUUGUCCCUUUUUUGUUUUUUUUUUGGGGGGGGGUGGUAAAAGAUAGGGAAUGAAGAAUGCAAACUGGUUUAUUGUUCAGACUGUCCGCUCUGGUCCAAUCCUGUACUGAUAGUACCUUCCCAGUAUGAUAUUGUGAUGUUUCAUACAAUACAGUGAACAUAGCCAACUUGUUAUCUUCAAUAAAGGAUUGAUAAAACAGUG
Pogoniulus pusillus (Red-fronted tinkerbird) is the source of this 3360-nucleotide messenger RNA. It is a transcript of the gene PPM1B, whose product is annotated as protein phosphatase, Mg2+/Mn2+ dependent 1B. Gene Ontology annotation, cellular component: cytosol; nucleus. NCBI's taxonomy places the organism in Eukaryota, Metazoa, Chordata, Aves, Piciformes, Lybiidae. Gene Ontology annotation, molecular function: manganese ion binding; magnesium ion binding; protein serine/threonine phosphatase activity. The coding region runs from base 384 to 1547 and encodes 387 amino acids. The record is from RefSeq and is a predicted model, not a curated record. The transcript has 7 exons. Gene Ontology annotation, biological process: positive regulation of canonical Wnt signaling pathway; peptidyl-threonine dephosphorylation; negative regulation of canonical NF-kappaB signal transduction.